AUGCUCAUGCCCCGCUUACUCCAAGCUGCAAACACUACCACACGCUUCGUUCUUGUCAUCAUGGCGGAAGUAGUUGGCCUCGUCGCAUCUGCUCUCACCAUCGCAGGCGUUGCUGCAAGCGCAAUCCAGUUGUCACAAGCCUUGUUUUCGGUUGCACAUGCGCUCAAGAACGCACCGUAUGAGAUAGCCGAGAUUGCAGAGGAGAUACGUUGUCUGUCCAGCAGUCUAUUGACACUCGACGAGUUUAUUAUUGCUCAUCAAAGCCUCUUCAAACCUGCCUUGUUCGAGAACACCAAGUCCAUUCUUUCACGUUAUGUGCAGGUCGACAAGGAGUUGAGGAAACUUACUGAUGAUCCAAAGAAGCUAGCAAGGUUGGCAUGGUAUCUCAGGCGUCACAAGGCAAAAAGCCUCCUGAAAAAGGUAGAAGGUAUCAAGACAGCUUUGUCUUUGGAACUGAGCAUUGUGCGACUAGCACAAGAGGAAAUAAGUCGCCCGCGAGUGACCGACUCAGGGGAAAACCAGGCUCUACCAACGCCCAAUCGUUUCCGCAGACUUGUGGAAAGCGCUGUUCAGGCGAAUCGUCAAGUGAUUGAAAGCGCGCAAAAUAAUGAAACCAAGGGAAAGAGUUGGGAAGAGGAACGUGUUGGCAAAAUUUUAGGCAAGAAACUGGACUUGUGGAGUGAAGGUUCUUUCGACAUAGCAACUUGGUUAUAUCACCUUGUUUUCAGUCCUUGUGUUCCUUCCUGUACUUCGCGCUCCAAAGAAUCACCAUAUCAAGCAUCAGUCUCCGAAGAGAACGAUGAUAACACUAUCGAACUUCCACGUCCAGACUCUGAAUGGGAAACCGAAGAUGUUACAUCGGACAUGGGAAAUAUGGCAAUGAUCAUUUGGGGAAGACAGACAGAGCCUAGCCUGGUGGUUGACAGAUUGCUGUUCGAUUGGACAGUCUUGACAGCGGAACAAAUACUGCUGAGCUCCACACCACAUGAUGGAGACGGCUGGCUGGAAUCGUUCGACAAAGUGAUAGUCGAGGCGAAGGAACUGGAGGACGAAGAAGAUGGAGAGGCUGGAGAAGUUAUGACGCCUAAGGCCAGUCAUUGGAUGUCUGAGAUUAGAUACAAAGCCCUGAACAACUCGAAGAAGAAUUCCGAUGAUGGACAUUCUAGUCCUAGUGUACGCCAUACAGAUACGCUUUCCUCGAUGGGCGAAAGAUCCCAGCCAAGUUCCCUGACAAUCAAGUUCAAUCGACCUCUGGAGCGCUCAGAUACCAACGACUCACUUGACCAUAGGAGUAGCAUUGUAAGCGACAACAACAGCCGGUCCACACAUAGCCAGGAUGAUUUAAUUGUCGACGAAGUCGAAUCUCGCCCGUCGGCGCCGAUACGCCAGGUGCAUUUUAAGGAUAAAGAUCAUCCUGUGAGGGAUCCUCCGUUCGCAAAUAAGUCAAAGCGUGCCAAGCGAGUUGGCCAGAGAAGGGAAAUCUGGACGAAAUCUCAGAGCGAUAAUACUAGCUCCCAUGCAGCCUGGGACAACGAUUUCUUCGCUUAUGGCAGUCAAUUUGCCUCCGCUGAUAUCGGCCACAAUACGUUCGUACCGAAUUAUGAUCAUUUCAGUCAUCUUCCUCCCAGUUCAUAUAGCUCAUUUUCACCUCCGUCUCAGGGAGAUGGAGGAUUGGCCCCGAUGCCACAUCAAAGCUCUCCUCCCUUCACGUACUUACCAGCUGCAACGCCAGGCAGUUCUUGGGUGCCCAUGCCACCUAGUUCGAGUUCAGCCGAUGUAUCAUCGAACAUCCACUCACAGCCGCAGAUCGAUAAGUCCACCGCUAAGAGAGAAGAAGCCAUAAUAUCUGCAAUUGAGAAGCUCCUUGCAAAGCCAAUGGGUGAAAGUCGACCCGAUGCGGAGAAUUCUCGUUUAUUGGACCUGGAAAAACUGAUUAGGCAACAGGCCUCUCAGACAGCGAUUGAAGAGGCACAAACGAAGGCAGCCAUGGAAGUAGAGUUUAAGCACCUGCAGACCGCCCGUGAGAAUGAUUACGAAAAGAUCACAAAACUAGAAGAACUAAUCAAAGUACAACGUGACGAGCAGCGACUUCUCGAGAUGACCUGGAAAGCCGAACGGUCAGCCUUGAAUGAACGGUCACUUUUAAACGAAAUCGCAGCCAAACAGUUCGAAGCAGCUAAAGAGGUAGCAGAGAAAGAGGUAGCGGCAGCUUAUGCUAUCAAGAAAUCUGCAAAGAAAACGUUGGAGUUUGCUAAAGCUCAGGCUGAAAAAAGAGUCGAGGAGCAACGACAGGUUCAAGUUAAAAAGCAUCAGAAGAGAAUCGAAGAAGACCAGAGACGGCUUUUGAAUCGGAUGGAAGACCUCGUGCAAGCACGCAAUGGCACUGCUGAAUGCCACCAAGGAUUCAAAGGACCUUAUCCGGUGCGUCGCACUUGCAUUAGGGAUGGCGAUCGCAGCGUCGAAGUCGCUGAGUUCACCACUGAGAAUCUAGAGCCACUCGCUAACAGCUCGUUCGCUCCAUUCUCUUUUGGUCAAGAUGAAGCAUUCAUUCAGCAUUUUGUUGGCAACUCAAGGGAAAGUCCAUCUCAUGAAAGGCGUUUCGUGAGUUCGGGGACUCCCUUAUAUUCUAUAGACCCAUCUCCAAAUCGCUCGAGUGCUAUGGGUCCGUCGAAUAUUGGGCAGAGCGUGAUCGUCCUCCCGUCAAGAAUUGAUCGUACUUCAACGAAGACAUUGCAGUUGCAAGCUACUCUCGCUGAAACUGGAAUCCAAACUGUCUUUGAGGAGUUGGCAGACACCAGUCGUAGCGACGUGGUACCAUAUCAAAGGGGAUAUAAUAUGGCUACCCGCAGUACAAUAUUCUGGGAGGCCCCGAUGUUAGGCUUAAGAAGCGAGCUCCUGUCAACAAUGAAGCAGGCGGGAUGGAAACCGUUCUACGUUCGCGCUUCCGAGACGGGCCAGACAUUCUUUUAUGGGGAGCAGCCGAUCCACACAUAUAUUUUUGAACCCCAUCACAAGCCGCAGCUGAAAGUUCCCACAAAUGCUUCAUCAACCCACUCCGUUGUCAUUAAUACAGCUUUCAUCGAGCAUACUGCUCUGAUGGAGCUAGGCCAUCGAUCCAAAUCUGAUGACAGUGGCGUCUAUAUUCUUGACGGUCGUUUGACACACGGCGACAUCGAAGAUCUAAUUGAGCGAUCUUUCUCUAUACGAGAAACUCGUUAUCGAAAGGAGUACAGAAGGAUGGCCUGGCAACAAGAAGUUGAAGACGAUAGUGAUACCGCUACCGAGGGUGGCUUCACUGGGUCACUACAUUCGCCAAGUUCAGAUUACAGCGGGGACAGGAAGGCGGUCUAUUCUGAGCCCCAAUUCCAGCCCCAAACCUCAACUCAAACUUCACUCCCAGGUUCUCGGGCAGGCGAGGUCAGACCAUUCCAUCCGUCUACACUUGAAGAUGAUGAUGUUCCAUCCUUACGAUCAGGAAGAAGCCCGUCGUUAACCUCACCCUCCAUCGGCUCAUGGUCUUCCAAAUCCAGUGGUAACCCAUACCGCCAGUAUAUGUCAGCGACCAAAGUGAAUAAUUUAAAUGUGCGCAACCCGAUUGAUGAAUUCCAAAAAUCCUGGGAUGAUCUUCACAGAAGAGGUCAAGAUGCGAACAUGCUGGGCCAAUUACAAGUCACCCUAAAUGAUUUGAACAUCGUUGUUUAA
Plenodomus lingam JN3 is the source of this 3702-nucleotide messenger RNA. Lineage: Eukaryota; Fungi; Ascomycota; Dothideomycetes; Pleosporales; Leptosphaeriaceae. The record is from RefSeq and is a predicted model, not a curated record.